Messenger RNA from Heteronotia binoei (common prickly gecko), 3099 nucleotides. Its product is annotated as myotubularin-related protein 9-like. Bases 63 to 1763 code for a protein of 566 amino acids. Gene Ontology annotation, biological process: negative regulation of autophagy. The transcript has 11 exons. The record is from RefSeq and is a predicted model, not a curated record. NCBI's taxonomy places the organism in Eukaryota, Metazoa, Chordata, Lepidosauria, Squamata, Gekkonidae.
CUCUGGCCCAGGCAGCCCUCUCUGGGUACUCCUGAACCACAACACUGCUGCACUUCUCAGCCAUGGAGUUCGCAGAGCUGAUCAAGACCACCAAGGUGAAUGAUGUGGUGCUCACGAGCCCAGGACUUGCGCCAGUCAAAGGGACCCUAUGCAUCACCAGCCACCACCUCCUUCUAUCAUCCCAGGCAGGGGGAAACAAGGAGCAGAGCCAGAUGGAACUCUGGCUCCUGAUUCGCAAUGUGGACGCCGUCGAGAAAAGUGUUCAGAAUCUAAGCUGGUAUCAAAGCCACCGGACUAACGACUCCCUCCAAGAGACCAGCAGGCUUGCAAAUGCUUCUGGCACCAUUACUCUCAAAUGCAAGGACCUGAAAAUUCUGCACCUGGAGAUCCCAGGCAUGGAAGAAUGCCUCAACAUUGCCAGUUCCAUUGAGGCCCUCUCCUCUGUUGAGUCCGUCAUGAUGACAUACCCCUUUUUCUAUAGACCCCAAAGCGUGAAGCUGGAAAAAGGGUGGCAACUGUACCCACUUGAAAAAUACUACCAGCAAAUAGCCUCUGAUACAGGCACCUGGAGGCUCUCUUCUGUCAACAAGGAUUUUGCUGUCUGCCCCAGUUACCCCCCAGUGGUGAUGGUGCCAGCUUCUGUUGAUGACGGAGCCCUGAGAAAGAGCGCCUGUUUCCGCCAGGGGAGGCGGUUUCCUGUCCUGAGCUAUUUUCACAAGAAGAAUGGGACUGUGUUGCUCCGUAGUGGCCAGCCUCUCACUGGACCAAACCGGAAGCGCUGCCGGGAGGACGAGCUGCUCUUGGGUGCUGUGCUGGAACAAGGGGACCGUUGUUUCAUCCUGGACACCCGCUCAGCACAGGCAGCCAAGCAGGCCCAGGUGAUGGGUGGAGGCGUAGAGCACAGGGCUGCCUAUCCUCACUGGAAGAGGCUGCACCGGCCCCUGGAGAGGGGCCGUCCCCUACAUGAGAGCUUCACCAGGCUGGUGGAGGCAUGCCUCGAUCCUUCCAACAGCAUGGACCGCUGGCUGGCUAAGCUGGAAGCCUCCAAGUGGCUGUCCCACAUCAAGGAGGCACUGAGCACUGCCUGUCUCACGGUACAGUGCCUGGAAAGAGAAGAGGCUUGUGUUCUGGUGCAUGGAUCUGAAGGGACAGACGCCACUCUACUUGUGACAGCUCUGGCUCAGAUCAUCCUGGAUCCUGAAUGCAGAACUUUGGCUGGCUUCCAGGGGCUGAUAGAGCGGGAAUGGAUCCAGGCCGGCCACCCGUUCUCCCUCCGCUGUGCCCACUCGGCCUAUUCCCAUGCCCGCCUCAAGCAGGAGGCUCCUGUGUUCCUCCUCUUCCUCGACUGCGUCUGGCAACUCGGGCGCCAGUUCCCCUUCUCCCUGGAGUUCAACGAGCGCCUCCUGCUGACCCUCUUCGAACACAGCUAUGCCUCGCCCUAUGGCACGUUCCUGUGCAAUAACGAGCGAGACAGGAAGCUCUGUGAAGUGAAGGCGAAGACUCAUGCUCUCUGGCCUUGGCUGAAUUGCGAAGGAGACAAAUACAGGAAUCCACUGUAUGCACACAACCCCCUGGUCAUCUGGCCAUCAGUGGAGCCCCAGAGUAUACUACUCUGGCAAGGCUUAUUCCUCCGCUGGAUCCGUCCAUCCCACUAUCUAGAUGAAGCAUGGGCAGAAAUGCAGAAAAUAGCAAGAAACAGCCAAGUUCGUAAGGAACAAUUGAGUGAUGCACCACAGGAGCAAAUUCCAAGACAGACCAAUUAAGGAGCAAAAGCCCAGUCCCUGAACAUCUAAAGUUUCCCACGGCCUGCUGUCCUCCCCAUCUUGAACACAGCAGCUCUCAAAGGCAUAAAAAAGAGAUGUUGGUUUGGUGUUGGUCACACAAGCCAGGCCAUCAGCUUAACCCCAAUCUGUGUGGGUGCGUACAAUUCAUCCCAGCUUCUGAAUUGUUAUAGCUAAACUUGCCAGUUAGUUAUAUACGGUACAACAGUUAGCUAUUUGUGUCAUCCAAGGUUUUUAAAGCAAGAAAGCCAAGCUCUGGACUUGGAACAACUCUGGAAAGUGGGCCUGUUUUGGGCUUUCCCUCUCAUAUUCAUCUGGGGGGGGGGGCGACAAACUAAACUACAGGGGUUUCCACCUCCACAGGACCACAGUUGAUUUGAACAUCUGAACCUGGUUGUGAGCCAGACCACAGGCCUACCUAACUUAGUACUGUUUACUCUGAAAGUAGCUCUCUAGCAUUUCAGGUAGGGAAGGGUCCUUUCAGCUGGAGGUUCUGGGAAGUCCUGGAACUUCCUGUAUGAGAAAUCAAGCCUUGUCUGUGGACCCUUCACUUUGUCCAGUUAAGACAAGACAACCUGCACCCUGGGUGAGACUGUGACAGAUGGGCAAAGGUUCUGCCCCUUCCUAAAAAUCACCAAUCCUUUAAUCCUGUUUGGUAAUGUGAGCAGAGCAACUAGCAGCCAAUCAGGAUCCCUUUAAGGGCUGGAGGAGCCAGAUGGGAGGGGGGAAGUGAAAAGGGAAGAAAGCCGUUACACUGUUAGCUCAGAUCAGGAAAAAAAGGUCUGAACCUUCAGAGAAAGAGACUGGAAGGAUUGUCUCAGAGCUGGCCAUGUGUGCGAGCAGGCUAAACCGGUGAAUCUGUAGAGACAGGGGUUGUCUCCAGAAUAUCAGUUGGAAGAGAAUCUGUCUCAGGCGGCUGUCAGGCUCUGUAACUCUAUCAUACUGAAAUUAUAAAAUACUAACCAAAUGGACUUUUCUAUACUAACCCCUAGCCUUUGUGAGAUUGUAGUUACCAUGCAUAUCAAAGGGAACGUUUGAAGUGUUAACUUUGUUUAGGUUGUGAAGAAAGCGAAGGAAUGUGACCGUUAAUAGAUACCGCCGCUGGCCAGCAUCUUCCCAGAGGCUAGAAGAUAAGCAGAGGCUCUCGUGUGAAAGUUUGCACCUUUACUCAAUGUUGUUUUGAGAAUAAUGGCUUUGUUUAGAAAUUACUUUGCUAUAGAUUCCAUAAGACCCAGAAACACCCCUGCCAAGGUAUUAGUCUCAAUUUCUGUUUCAAGCUAUGAGUUUCCAAUAAAAGUAUUACAUUGUCUCAAAUGAA